Theobroma umbraticum is the source of this 1588-nucleotide messenger RNA. RefSeq names its product Target of Myb protein 1. The record is from RefSeq and is a predicted model, not a curated record. NCBI's taxonomy places the organism in Eukaryota, Viridiplantae, Streptophyta, Magnoliopsida, Malvales, Malvaceae. Gene Ontology annotation, molecular function: phosphatidylinositol binding; ubiquitin binding. Gene Ontology annotation, biological process: protein transport to vacuole involved in ubiquitin-dependent protein catabolic process via the multivesicular body sorting pathway.
CUGUCUUCUUUCCUUUUUCUAUCUCAAUUCAAUUUCGAAGGUAGAAUGAUUACCUUCUCUUUUUUUUUCUUUUUUUUUAUUUUUAAUUGCACCAAAUCUCCCUGGGUUUUUCUUCCAUCAUUUGCUUGAUCUCAUCAAUUCGACUCAUCAAGAAUUGUUUCGUGAAGAUGGACAAAAAUUUGAUGGACAAAGUUAGUGCCUUUGGUGAACGCCUCAAGAUUGAAGGAGCUGAGGUGGGCAGAAAAGUAAGUGCUGGCAUGAGCUCAAUGAGCUUUAAGAUGAAGGAGCUCUUCCAAGGCCCGAACCAAGCUGAUAAGCUUGUUGAUGAUGCAACCUCAGAGACCCUUAGUGAGCCUGAUUGGGCCUUAAAUCUUGAAAUCUGUGACAUGAUCAAUCACGAAAAAAUUAGCAGUGUUGAAUUGAUCCGUGGCAUAAAGCGGAGGAUAAUGAUGAAGAGCGCUAUGGUUCAAUACUUGUCCUUGGUUUUGCUUGAAUCUUGUGUCAAGAAUUGUGAGAAGGCAUUCUCAGAGGUGGCAGCUGAGAGGGUUCUCGAUGAAAUGGUUAAGCUAAUCGAUGAUCCUCAGACCGUUGUUAAUAAUCGGAACAAAGCUUUGACGCUUAUUGAAGCGUGGGGGGAGUCAACCAGCGAGCUCCGCUAUUUGCCUGUUUAUGAAGAAACUUACAAGAGUUUAAAAUCAAGGGGUAUUCGCUUUCCUGGUCGUGACAAUGAGAGUUUGGCACCUAUUUUUACUCCUCCUCGUUCAGUUUCAGCACAAGAAGUGGAUGCUAGUCUUGCGCAGCAGUUUCAACAUGAAAUGCAGCUUCAGCAUGAUAUUCCUGUUCAAAGCCUUACAGCUGAACAAACAAAAGAAGCAUUUGAUGUGGCAAGAAACAGUAUUGAGCUUCUUUCAACUGUGUUAUCAUCAUCUCCUCAACAAGAUGCUCUUGAGGAUGAGUUGACAACCACACUUGUCCAGCAGUGUCGUCAGUCCCAAUCCACAGUUCUAAGAAUCAUUGAGACUGCUGGAGAUAAUGAGGCCGUGCUUUUUGAAGCUUUGAAUGUGAAUGAUGAGAUCCAAAAAGCUCUCUCAAAGUAUGAAGAGUUGAAGAAGCCAACAUUAGUUGCUCAUGAGCCAGAACCUGCAAUGAUUCCUGUGGCUGUUGAGCCUGAUGAUUCACCCCGUCAUGCAAAAGAAGAUGCCUUAAUCAGAAAACCAGCAGGUACUCGACACGGAACACAUGGGGGAAGCAAUGAUGACAUGAUGGAUGAUCUUGAUGAAAUGAUUUUUGGUAAGAAAGGUGGGGGUUCAUCUGAAAGUGGGCAAGAUUCAAAGAAGCAGCAAGCACCAAAAGAUGAUCUAAUCACAUUUUGAGUGCUACUUUAGGACGGAAGGCCUCGACGGGCAUCAUUGUAGGCAUUGAACAGAAGUUUGAACUUUGACAGGACUGUGGACUUUUUUCUUUCACAUACUUCCAAGUUAUGUGUAAGUAAUUAAUGUUUGGAUUUAUUUACACAAUUAUUUGAUGAGUAUACAUGGGAGGAUUGUUAUGAGCAGAAUAAAGCUGUUUGGCUCUCAUAAUUGUGGUA